Molecule: messenger RNA, 483 nt
Organism: Porites evermanni
Lineage: Eukaryota; Metazoa; Cnidaria; Anthozoa; Scleractinia; Poritidae
Source: the annotation of a GenBank genome assembly
AUGCGCAUACUCAACGCAGCGGAUUUUCAAAAUGGCGGACAGGCCAAAGGGAGAAAUAAAAGAACCAAAGUGGUUUUACAACGAAUUCUCGGCAUACACCCCCGUGAAAAAGGCUAAUCCACAGAGAAAAGAUACAAAGCUCUACGAUAUUGUAGUUACGGAGGUUGAUAAAGCCAACAAAAUAUUGAAAAUCCACUAUGUUGGGUACAGCUCACGCUUCGAUGAGUGGAGACCUUUCGGGGACGAUGAAGGAUCUGAAUAUUUCCCGUUUGUUCGUAAAGAAAAGCGUUUAUUCCAUCCGAAAAUUCCCUUGUGGAUAGACCACAAACAUUUCACGGUCAACUUUUUCGUGAAAUAAAGAAAAAGCUUUGGUCUGGGCGGCGAGAGGACCCUGAAAUCAGCAUAGACUUCAUUGUUGAUCAGGAUGUUUUUAUAGAAGGUCUUGGAAGUGUUUUGCCUGAGGAAAAAUGGUUUACCAAGUAA